This is a messenger RNA of Paramacrobiotus metropolitanus, 1188 nucleotides long. RefSeq lists its product as uncharacterized. The record is from RefSeq and is a predicted model, not a curated record. The coding region runs from base 321 to 968 and encodes 215 amino acids. NCBI's taxonomy places the organism in Eukaryota, Metazoa, Tardigrada, Eutardigrada, Parachela, Macrobiotidae. The transcript has 3 exons.
AAACGUUCUCUAAUUUCGUAAUUUCCCGUGGCACACACGCCUAUAAUUUUGUAGUUCUGUGUAAUGAUCUACGGUAGCAAACUCAUAUAAAAACCAAAUAUCGAAGUUUUCACUAUUGACAACGUUGCAUAAACACGUACCUCGACACAUUCUCGAUACUGUGCAGUAUGUCUCUCGUAUAUUUUUAAAUUUUACGUUUUUAGUACGUACUUGCUUUAUUUUUUGCCCGUUUGUACUUAUGACUGAUGUUAUGACUAAAUCUAUACUUUUGUACUGUCCAAUUUAACGAGAUGGGGCACAGUCGCUAAUGCUAGACAAUCAUGAAUCGGCAAACGUCACCGACAUCCAGUCCUAACGCCACUCGCCUGUGGAACCGCAUUCCGGUGGUGGUCUUCGCCAUCAUACAGAUUGUUGUAGGAAUGGCGCUAAACCUGAAUGACAUCAUAGGAUUCUUCGUUUUGUUAAGCGACCCAGCCAAAAUGUACAGCGCCGUCGGUUCGGUGUUCUACGUCAUGGGCACCUUCUUCAUCAUCACUGGGAUUCUGGGUAUCGUGGGCGGUGCCCGUCUGCCGACGGACACUGCGCCAGCAUCACGAAGGGCUCUCCUGAUUGCGUGUACCGUUAUGAGUAUUCUGGGCGCCAUGACCUCGGUGGUGUUGAUCGCGCUGUCAGGUACCUUUCUGGGACUUUGUGUGCAGUUUGGUCUGCAUAUCCUCAUGUUUCUGGCCAACGUGGGACAGACGGUCGCAGCGGGAAUCAAUCUGUGCAAGAUGCCCAAGACAUUGAAGGUGGCGCAGAUCGUCUUUCCGCCACCCGGUGUUUAUCCUGGAGCACAGGCUCUCGUCUGCAAUCAAGCAGGUCAGCCCAUGUACUUCGUGCCGACGCAACCAGCUGGACCGACAGCGCCUCCACAAAGCAGGGAAUCGACAUGGGACAGCCCCUCAUCCAACAGAACAAGGUCUGCCUGAUGGUUUAACGGUGCUUCUUUUUGUCACGGAAUGACUUCCUUUUCUGUUACGAGUUGUUAUAUCUUGUUGAUACCAACUGGAAUUUUACGUCUGAGAGGGCUAAUUUUUUAUGGUUCAAUCUCCAAAAUGUCUUUUAAGCCAUUGGUUGAUUGUUGACUGUCAACUUAUGUGACCGGUUACGGGGAAACAGAAAUUGAUGGUAAAACUGAUAUUGGUGAGG